UCCUUCUCCCACGCGCAGGUCUUCGAGCUGGAGCGUCGCUUCAACCACCAGCGCUACCUGUCCGGGCCCGAGCGCGCCGACCUGGCCGCGUCGCUGAAGCUCACUGAGACGCAGGUGAAGAUCUGGUUCCAGAACCGUCGCUACAAGACCAAGCGCCGGCAGAUGGCUGCCGACCUGCUGGCCUCCGCGCCCGCAGCCAAGAAGGUGGCGGUGAAGGUGCUGGUGCGCGACGACCAGAGACAGUACCUGCCCGGCGAGGUGCUGCGGCCGCCCUCGCUGCUGCCGCUGCAGCCCUCCUACUACUACCCUUACUAUUGCCUCCCGGGCUGGGCGCUUUCUUUUCUCUCUGAACCGCCCCGUGGCCAGCGUUGGCGGGAGCGCCCUGAGAUCCGGCAGCCCGAGGCAGCCCCUGGGUCCAUCCUGGCCUCUGAGGAUUUCCCGCUGCUCUGCGACCCAAGACGGGCGCCUUUACUGGGCCCUGCGCGGCAGACGCGGCUCCUGUUGGAAAUGUGGUUCGCCAGGAAAAGGCAGAACACGGCCUCCCACAAGUCCACGGAGUUCACCUCGCUUUACAGAAGUUCUCUUGCCGUUGCCGACAGAGCCUGA
Molecule: messenger RNA, 606 nt
Organism: Myotis brandtii (Brandt's bat)
Lineage: Eukaryota; Metazoa; Chordata; Mammalia; Chiroptera; Vespertilionidae
Gene: NKX3-2
Product: NK3 homeobox 2
Exons: 3
Biological process (GO): regulation of transcription by RNA polymerase II; cell differentiation
Cellular component (GO): nucleus
Molecular function (GO): DNA-binding transcription factor activity, RNA polymerase II-specific; RNA polymerase II cis-regulatory region sequence-specific DNA binding
Source: RefSeq, a predicted model, not a curated record